Doryrhamphus excisus (bluestripe pipefish) is the source of this 1598-nucleotide messenger RNA. It is a transcript of the gene bysl, whose product is annotated as bystin-like. The record is from RefSeq and is a predicted model, not a curated record. NCBI's taxonomy places the organism in Eukaryota, Metazoa, Chordata, Actinopteri, Syngnathiformes, Syngnathidae. Gene Ontology annotation, molecular function: snoRNA binding. Gene Ontology annotation, biological process: rRNA processing. Gene Ontology annotation, cellular component: preribosome, small subunit precursor; nucleolus; cytoplasm.
AAAUGACAGGAUGUGACGCAACGUAACGUCACUUCCUCGAUGCAAGAAAGUCGCACGUGUUAAGCUAAUGUCUGUUUACAGUGUUUAGACAAUCUAAACUUUUAUCUCCACUGGAAUAUAAAGUUUAUUUGUCACGCACUAAAUAAACAACAAUGCCGAAAGUGAAAAAAAACAAACGCGGAGUCGAAAAGAGAGGGGAGACGGACACGCUAGUUGACCAGAUCCUACAGGCGGACACUAUCCGAGCUAAAGACCGAGUGAAGAGCAGGGACGAUCGGAUCGAAACCGAAGACACCUACGUGGACGAACGCUUGUCGCGGAAGAUCUUGCAACAAGCCAGAAUUCAACAGGAGGAACUUCAGAAUGAAUAUAGCCUCGCACCAGAGAAGAAAAAAGCACCCGUUACAGUUCUCGGUUCCACGUCCCAGGAUGCAGAUGCAGAUUCGGAUGAAGAAUGGCCGGCACUGGGAUCUGCUGGUGAUGGAGACAUGGUCGACACUGAAGUCGUGGUCGACCCCGACGAUGAGAAAGCCAUCGAGAUGUUCAUGAAUAAGAAUCCCCCGAUGAGACGAACCCUAGCGGAUAUUAUUAUGGAAAAGAUUACAGAGAAGCAAACCGAAGUCGGGACGGUGAUGUCGGAAGUGUCCGGUUGUCCAAUCCAACACCUUGACCCAAGAGUUGUAGAAGUCUACUCUGGUGUCAGAAAGGUCCUGUCCAAAUAUCGAAGCGGGAAGCUGCCAAAGGCUUUCAAAAUCAUACCAGCACUUUCAAACUGGGAACAGAUCCUUUAUUUGACUGAGCCUGAGACGUGGACUGCAGCUGCAAUGUAUCAAGCCACGAGGAUCUUCUCGUCCAAUCUGAAAGAGCGAAUGGCUCAGAGAUUUUACAACUUGGUGUUGCUGCCCAGGAUUCGGGAUGACAUUGCAGAGUACAAGAGGCUCAACUUCCACCUCUACAGCGCUCUGAAGAAGGCCUUGUUUAAACCAGGAGCGUGGUUUAAAGGUAUACUGAUACCGCUGUGUGAAUCAGGGACAUGCACCCUCAGAGAGGCCAUCAUCAUCGGAAGCAUCCUCACAAAGUGUUCCAUCCCUGUGCUCCACUCCAGCGCCACGAUGCUCAAGUUGGCAGAGAUGGACUACAACGGCGCCAACAGCAUUUUCCUGCGUCUGUUGCUCGACAAGAAAUACGCCCUGCCUUUCCGUGUCCUCGAUGCCCUGGUGGCUCACUUCCUGUCCUUCCGCAGCGAAAAGCGCGAGCUUCCUGUGCUCUGGCAUCAGAGCCUGCUCGCGCUGGCACAGCGCUACAAGGCCGACCUGGCCUUGGAACAGAAGGAGGCUCUGCUGGAGCUGCUCAAGAUACAAACGCAUCCUCAGGUCUCGGCGGAGAUCCGCAGAGAACUGCAGAACUCCGAGUCGCGGGAUGUUGAAAUCGGGCUUCCUGUUACUCUUGAUAUGGACUGAGAAUUCUUUAACAUGGGGGACAUGUUAACGCUUAAAAUCACCAUAAUUGUAGUUUUGGACUGACUUGUAUGUGUGUAUUUGAUUAUGAAUACAUGUUUAUGCAAGAAUCUGAAUUAAAAACAGAAUACUUAAUAACCG